This is a messenger RNA of Bipolaris maydis ATCC 48331, 1066 nucleotides long. RefSeq names its product COQ9-domain-containing protein. Gene Ontology annotation, cellular component: mitochondrial inner membrane. The record is from RefSeq and is a predicted model, not a curated record. Gene Ontology annotation, biological process: ubiquinone biosynthetic process. Lineage: Eukaryota; Fungi; Ascomycota; Dothideomycetes; Pleosporales; Pleosporaceae. Gene Ontology annotation, molecular function: lipid binding.
AUGGCACCCUCACGCCUGGCCACUUCGUUGUUCGGAACGUGCCGAGCAGCCUCAAUUCGCCCAGCCGCAACAUGGCGACAGCGAUGCCUGUAUCACUCAUAUGAUUACCCCUCGCCGCCACCAUUUCCCCCCGCCGAAACGGCGAUUCUUGCGUCUGCAUACGCACACGUACCAAACCAUGGCUUCACCAUGGAUGCACUUAAGCUGGGCGCUCGAGAUGCUGGCUACCUCGACGUCUCCACAAAUUUACUUCCACGAGGCGUCUUUGAACUGAUCAAUUACCAUCUCGUCACUCAGCGAUUGGCUUUGCAAAGCAAUGUCCAAUUCCCCGAAGAGGGCGAACACGGGAAGAAGAUGGGGGCCGGCGCCAAGGUCAGGACGUUAACGCUCGCACGGCUCCGCGCAAAUGCACCCAUUAUCCACCGUUGGCAAGAGGCACUGGCAAUAAUGUCCCAGCCCACGUACGUUCCUGCUUCCAUCACCGAACUGGCCAAGCUCGCAGACGAAAUAUGGUUUCUGUCAGGCGACCAGAGUGUCGAUAGUAGCUGGUACACGAAACGAGCAACCCUCUCGGCAAUCUACUCGACGACAGAGCUGUACAUGACACAGGACAAGUCGCAUAAUUUUGUAGAGACUGAGCAGUUUCUAGACAACAGACUGCAGGAUCUGAUGAAAGUCGGUGGCUUCAUGGGCAGUCUGGGAGAAUGGCUCAACUACACGGGCCAUUCUGCCAUCAAUGUACUUCGGAGUAAGGGAGCUCGUGUCUAGGCCUGAUCUGCCUCCUCAUCCAGUGCCAGAUUUUUUUUAUAUUUUGAUUGUGUAAUAGUAUGUAUAGUAUGUAGGCGCAUCCGCUCCACGGAGCCAGAAUAGGCGACGAGGUCAUAGAGGAGGGAUCUCGAUUACGACUCUGAGUGUUACAAAGAUCGUACGAUGAGGCGGGGGUUGGAGUGGACAUCGCCGAUGGACUACGUAGCAGUUUGAACGGUGCAGUCAUCAAUCAAACCUUACCAGCUCACUACUGUGUUGCAUGGUUCGCCCGGAAAUUUUUCCCGGCGCCUUGACCUUG